Molecule: messenger RNA, 1479 nt
Organism: Penicillium chermesinum
Lineage: Eukaryota; Fungi; Ascomycota; Eurotiomycetes; Eurotiales; Aspergillaceae
Exons: 1
Coding region: 1-1479 (492 amino acids)
Cellular component (GO): mitochondrion
Source: RefSeq, a predicted model, not a curated record
AUGGCACCUCCUCUGCCCCGCCGACUGCUUUCAUCUACAGCAGCCUCCCCGCUUGCCUUUCUCUACCAGACCCGAACGCUCUCGCCAUUAUCUACUGCAUUUCGCAAUUCUAUCUCACGGCGUUUUCAACAUGACUCGACAGAUCGAAUCGCUAUAGACGCCAAUACGUCUGGGAAUCACAAUGCUGAAAUCAAACAUCCGACCAAUCAAGAGUCCUCAGAUACGCAAUCAACACCCACGACCCCAGUCCCACCCCGGCGCACAAGCUAUCUCCGCCGAAAAUCGACUGCCAUAACCCGCCAUGCACCCAUUCGCAAACCCAAGCCGCCGCCUCCGAAGCCUAAAUCGACGGUCCAGCCUAAGACAAUUACUCCAGGCGAACGAGAAGCAUUCCAAAAUCUAUUCGCUCGACUAGGCGCUGUGAAGCGGGAUGAAGAUCAACAGACAGAAAAGGCAUAUGCCUCAAACAACCGGCCCAAUGGAGCCGAUAUAAGUCAGCUUAUGCAAAUAUUCGGGGCCACCAUGGAGGAGAAAAGGACGACCAAGCGCAAAUCAGAGGAAAAAUGCGAGAUCAUCCAACCGGAGCCUAAGCCUGAGCCUGAGCCCAAGCCUGUCCCUGUCCCAGUAGCGGGCGGAGAGAAGCCGGAGCCUCCCGCGGAGCCGCAGGCAGAGCUUCCCAAACAGCCUCCCAAACAGCCUCCUGGGAGCCCGAUCACACUCAAGGAUAUCAAGGCAGCAGACGAAGUGUGGAACGACGAAUGGGAGAACCCCUCAAUCGAAGAAAGGCAGGCGAUUAAUAUGGUCAUCCGUCGGGAGGUGACCAAGAUUACAGAAAAGCUGCUCACCAGCAUCCAGCAAGACAAAGGCGAUAGCGGAGUAUGGGAGGUAUGCACGCAGCAAGUGUUCUCUAUGAUGCACAGCUUGGACCAAGGGUCAUCCGCCCCUUCUGCCUUGAGCCCAUCAUCCCCCGAGACAGCCAGAGACCGGAUCGACAUUCCUGCUAUUCUACCAGCAGACAUCGUGAUUGCCGAGCUCUAUCCCAAACUCCUGCUCCAGGUUUUUCGCAUGCUUGGGACUUAUUUCCCAGACUCCCCUAUUCUCGGGCAAUUCCGUGAUGCGAUUAAGUCCCAGGGCCAAGCAUCUAUCUUCUACGGCGUGUCCCCCGCGCUCUACGAUGAGAUGGUCAUAUUCUACUGGAACCGGGACAAAGAUCUCACUGCCGUUGUGUCGUUCCUGCAGGAUAUGGAAAAUGCGGGCUUGGAUCCAAGCAAGGCUGUUCGUAAGCUACUGCGUGAUAUUGUCCGCCAGCAGCGAGAGGACAUGAAGGCGGGUCCAAACAGUGAACGCCGUGCUUUCUGGGAGAUCCCUCAGAACCGCGCUGCGUUUGAGGAACUCGUCGGCCCCUUUGGAUGGCUUGAAAAGUCAAAGGGAACAGGGCGUAGAAAUCGCCUCCCAAUUCCUAAAAUGAAGCGGCCUUGA